AUGGUAAAGUUUGCAGGUAAUAUAGUGAGUGAAGAUGGAAUUCAAGUAGACCCAGAAAAGAUUGAAGCAGUACAAGGUAUGGAAGUGCCACAAAAUGUGAGUGAAGUGCGAAGAUUUUUGGGAAUGGUUAAUCAAUUGGGAAAAUUCAUUCCAAAUUUGUCUGAAAAAACAAAACCUAUUAGAGAUCUAUUGAGUACAAAGAAUGAAUUUCAGUGGGGAGGUGCUCAACAAAAAGCUUUUGAAGAGAUGAAAACUGAAUUAAGUUCUGUACGAGUUUUAGCCUAUUAUGACCCAACGAAGCGAACUGUUUUGGCAGCCGACGCAUCGUCGUAUGGUAUAGGAGCAGUUCUUUGGCAAUUAAAUAAGAAAGGAGAAAAUAAACCAGUCGCUUAUGCGUCAAAAUCAAUGACAACUACCGAAGAACGAUGUGCUCAGAUUGAAAAGGAAGCAUUGGCAACAACUUGGGCUUGUGAGAAAUUUAAUGAUUAUAUUUUAGGAAUGGAUUUUGCGAUAGAAACAGAUCAUAAACCCUUGGUUCCUCUGCUUAGCUCGAAGAUAUUAGACCAACUUCCUCCAAGAAUACAGAGAUUCAAGAUGAGGCUGAUGAAAUAUUCGUUUACUAUUCGUCACAUACUAGGAAAAGAGUUGGUUGUAGCGGAUGUAUUGUCUCGAGCUCCUAUUAUGAAACAACCUACAAAAUCUGAUAACAAUUUAUCCCAAGAUUUGAACAUUUAUGUUGCACAGAUUGUUCAAAACAUACCAGCUAGUGAGAGAAGGCUAGAAGAAAUUCGCCGACACCAACAAGAAGAUCCGGUUUGUACGAAACUUGUGGAAUUUUGUUCGGAAGAUAUUCUAGAAAAGAUUCAUGCUGGCUAUCAAGGCAUCCGUAAGAGUCGUGAAAGAGCAAGAGAAUCUGUUUGGUGGCCUGGACUAAAUAGCUAUUUUGAAAUUGCUCCUUUGAAAAAAAGCACAACUGCAGAAGAUGUUAUCAAUCAUAUGAAAUCCAUAUUUUCUCGUCAUGGUAUACCAGAAACAGUUGUGUCGGAUAAUGGUCCACAGUAUGCUGCAGCUGUUUUUUCCAAAUUUGCUGAAGAAUGGGGAUUUACACAUUUAAGAAGUAGUUCUCGCUAUCCUCAAAGUAAUGGAGAAGCAGAAAGGGCUGUAAAAACUGCAAAAAAAUUAAUCAUAAAAUCCGAAGAUCCUUAUUCAGGUUUACUUGCAUACAGAUCAUCACCAUUCCAGAACGGGUACUCACCAGCAGAAUUAUUAAUGUGGAGGAAAUUACGUUCUAAUCUACCAGUAAUAUCCGAAAAGUUAACUCCAAAGCUUGCUGAUACGGCAAAAUUGAGAAGAGACGAAGAAAGUUACAAACGACGUCAAGCAGAAAACUUUAAUUGUCGUCACAGAGCUUCAGUCCUUCCAGACUUGAGUCCUGAUGAAAAGGUUUGGGUAAAAGAUAUAAAAUCACCAGCUGUGGUUGUGGGAAAAACCGAUGAACCAAGAUCAUAUAUAGUCAGGACAGAGCAGUCUGUUUUAAGAAGAAAUAGAAAACAUCUUAUCCCUGAUCCUGAAAAUCUGAGGGAAAACAGUGAGUUGAACGAAAGAAGAAAGAUGAGUUUCAGUGAUAAGAACGAAGUGAACGAAUCUUCAAGUAGUUUGGACAAUGAACAGGAAUCGAAGAAUUCACUUGAUAUAACUCGAGAUCAUGAUCGAAGCCAUGCCUGUCGAGAAUAUCAAACACAAUCUGUGUACUCUGCUACGAGAAGAGAACCUUUGGAUAUUGAUGGAGUGCGUCAAAGUUGUGAAACGAAAGCUGCUACUUUAAUUUCAAAAUUCUCUCCUCGGAGUCCCUUUUAA
Xenia sp. Carnegie-2017 is the source of this 1857-nucleotide messenger RNA. RefSeq lists its product as uncharacterized. The coding region runs from base 1 to 1857 and encodes 618 amino acids. Gene Ontology annotation, biological process: DNA integration. Gene Ontology annotation, molecular function: nucleic acid binding. The record is from RefSeq and is a predicted model, not a curated record. The transcript has 4 exons. Lineage: Eukaryota; Metazoa; Cnidaria; Anthozoa; Malacalcyonacea; Xeniidae.